AUGUCUGAUAUCAAUGUGGUAAUCGACUCCUUCGUCGAUAGAUUGAAGAGAAAACAAGUGGUAGAAUCCUAUCAAGCAGGAUUAGAAACAUUACAAAUCUUGAUGAGAUAUGUUUCAGCUAUCAGAUGGACUUCGACUGAAGAUUUGAUAUUACAGAUUAAGAAAUUUGGAUACAGCUUAGAAAAAGCUCAGCCGUACGAAUAUACAUGUGGAAAUGUUGUAAGACGUGUAUUAUCUAUGAUCAGAGACGAGACAGAAGAAGAACAGACUAGUGCUGAACCGAUGAUAUCUUCAAUGUUCAAUUUAUUACAGAAGCCUAUGACUGAUACGAAGACAAAAAAGGUACAGGAUAACAAACUAGACGUAAGGCAAACCAUUGUUCAGUCAAUUCGUGAUCUUAUAGAUGAAAUUAAAAAUAUCGAUGAAGGUAUUCAACAAAUAGCUAUUGAAUUGAUUCAUGAUCGUGAAAUCCUACUUACCCCUACUCCAGACUCUAAAACCGUUCUUCGUUUCCUUCUGAAGGCUAGAGAAGGUAAUAAUAGAAAUUUUACUGUUUUAGUGACUGAAGGAUUCCCUAACAACGCAACCGUGGCUCAUGAAUUCGCUAAAAAAUUAAGUGAACAUGACAUUGAGACUAUUGUAAUCCCUGAUUCAGCUGUAUUUGCAUUGAUGUCGAGAGUGGGGAAGGUCAUUAUAGGAGCUAAAACCGUUUUCACUAACGGUGGAACGAUAUCUUCGACUGCUGGUGUCUCCUCUGUAUGUGAGUGCGCAAGAGAGUUCAGAACACCUGUAUUUGCCGUUGCUGGUCUUUAUAAACUUUCUCCAUUAUACCCAUUCGAUGUUGAGAAGAUGGUAGAAAUUGGAGGAUCUCAGAACGUAUUGCCUACAACUGAGAAUGAUAGAGUAGGUACCGUUGCUUUAGAAACGAUAAAUCCAAUUGCUGACUAUAUUCCCCCGGAAAACAUCGAUAUUUAUAUCACCAAUAUUGGCGGCUUUGCCCCAAGUUUCAUAUAUCGUGUGGUAUGGGACAACUACAAACAAGAGGAUGUAAACCUCGGGGAAAAAAUAUAA
Molecule: messenger RNA, 1071 nt
Organism: Kluyveromyces lactis
Lineage: Eukaryota; Fungi; Ascomycota; Saccharomycetes; Saccharomycetales; Saccharomycetaceae
Product: translation initiation factor eIF-2B subunit
Exons: 1
Coding region: 1-1071 (356 amino acids)
Biological process (GO): translational initiation
Cellular component (GO): eukaryotic translation initiation factor 2B complex
Molecular function (GO): guanyl-nucleotide exchange factor activity; translation initiation factor activity
Source: RefSeq, a predicted model, not a curated record